Molecule: messenger RNA, 2201 nt
Organism: Podospora pseudopauciseta
Lineage: Eukaryota; Fungi; Ascomycota; Sordariomycetes; Sordariales; Podosporaceae
Exons: 5
Coding region: 384-2201 (605 amino acids)
Biological process (GO): positive regulation of transcription by RNA polymerase II; meiotic cell cycle
Cellular component (GO): nuclear chromosome
Molecular function (GO): DNA-binding transcription factor activity; DNA binding
Source: RefSeq, a predicted model, not a curated record
GAGAAACGGAAAUGUAUUGCUAUCUGAUGUGUCCAGAAGAAGAAGAAGAAGAAGAAGAAGAAAUGCACUUAGUAUCGGCAGGCGUGUUCUGCAGGGUCACCUGCGAUCUGCAUUCGGCCGCGGGCACAAGAUCUCGCCAGAGUCGAUUGGGAAGGAGCAACCACAGGGUCACACCGAGCGGGCAACUGACGGGGCCACCUCACUUUAAUCUUACUCCUCUUCUUCUCCACGUCUCACAUGUCAUCCAGUCUGUCGGAUCGGAUUCCAUCUCGACAUUCUUCAAUCCUGUGGCCCCUUUACAAGUACAACCUGCGACCCGUCCCGAGUCCCGAGUGCAGUACCGCCGAGUCCCUGCAUGAAGCGUGAGUGAUCGGCCAUGAGAUAUGGCCAGCUACAAUGGCAUGCCGGCCAUGUCCUCCGGCGCCACGGGUCCUGACGCCCUGGGACACCAAGGCCAGCAAUCGCUCGGCAUCGACGGCUUUGAUCCGCACAGUAUGACAUUUGACGACCCGUUGCUCCACAACCUCCCAUUUACCCCGACAGCCGCAUACGAUUUUGACACCCUUAGCACAACAUUUGAAGACCCGUUCUCCUACCCAGCCAGACCGUUCGGUAACGAUGUCGCCAACACCGCUCUCAUGGGAAAUUUGGGAGGGCUAGGCGUCGACCCAGAAAGCUGCUACAAUGGCAACCACGGUGGCGCCGAGGGGUCAUCCUCCCCACAAGAACUCGACAACAAACUCCUCGGCUUCGGCGCGGUCGUCCCAGGCAAAGCCACCCUGAUCGACCCCUUGGGACAGUUUAUCGAACCUAUGAUGAGCGCAGAGUUAUAUGGCAUGUUCUUUGUCGCCGAGGACGUCUUUGGAACAGAUAACGGCGGUGACAACCGACGUCCGAUGGAGUUGACUUGCUACAGGAGGAAUCUAUGGCAGUGUUCGGGGCAGAUUACUCUCCCGAGACAAGUGGCGCAAUAUGCUGUGGCCGAUGGGCAGCAACGGAUGCCAGUGGUGGAAUUAGCGGCGUCUAUCACGGCGCUCGAGAGUAUUGAAGGGAAACAAACGGAGAUCAUUUCCAUCCCGUGGAAGAGUAACAAUCCUGCUCUAGGAGGAGUGACUGAGGAAUCGACAAAGUCCGCAGGGGCGCCAGCGAUAACUGUGUUGGACUUGGGGUCGGGCCAGGAGAUUGAUGGGACGAACAGAGUGACGGUGGGGGUGUCGUGGAAGAGACUGCAGUUUAAGCAUGCCACUGCGAACAAUGGGCGGAGGAAGGGACUCCAGCAGCAUUACGUGGUGCAGAUAAAUCUGCUGGUUAAGGGGAAGGGUGGAGAGUAUGUCAAGGUUGCCGAAGUUCAGUCGGGACCGGUCAUUGUGCGAGGCAGAAGUCCCAGGAAUUUUGACAGUAGGAAAGACGUGCCUCUGUCAGGAGACAAGAGGCUACUGGAGAGGAAAAGCAUUGAGGGGUUGAGUUCGGGCUCUACGACUACGAAGCAACAGCAGCAACAUAUGGGAACUCCACAGAGCCAGCCCCUGAGUCAAGAUUUUGGGCAAGGUUUUCUUCAUAGAUAUCAGGGGAUGGGAAGUUUACCGUCCACGACAGAUUGGUCAACUCCUCGACCGUUCCUCUCACCAAACCCCCAGCAACAGCACGCCAGUAAGAAGCUAGCUUUGUCCUCUCCAAGCCUCAACCGGCCGCCAGUACCGCCCUGGGUGCCAAUAGAUGCCACACUAGCAACUCCAUUGCCAACCGGCAAACAAUUACAACACACUAGCAACCUUUUGAAGCCAACCCGUGGACUACAUUCUACUUCCCAAUCCAACAACCUCCCUAUCAACCUCUCCCUCUCAGAAGAUGAGCGCAGCCCACCAAACUUGAAUCGAUCUAAUUCCUCGGGUGGCGAAUCGUCUCAAAGCCCACAGCAGCACUUUUCCAUGUCGUCAUCGUCAAAAGCGGGGAAUAGCAGGCCGGGGUUAGGACACAAGAGCCAGAGGACUGAGAGUGGGGGUGCGCAGCAGCUUAACAGUCCGCAGGAUCAGACGGAGGUGGAUAUGUUGUAUGAGUAUUUUCCAUUGAGUGUGGAUGACUGGAUGCCGCCGGUGGAUGCGAUUUAUCGACCGCAUGUGGUUCAUCAUACUAUUGUGCCGCCUGAGGUGAAGGCGCAGCAGCUGAGGAGUAAGGGGAAGAGGUAUUUCGCUGCCGACUGA